GUUUCAAAUAAGGCAUAUCGUUGAAAAGGUGUUGUAUUUUCGUCAUUGAGAUUUUUUGCUGCCUCAGUUUUUGAUCCGCCAAUCCCUAAUUUCGAUUUUUUUUUUCAAAUUUUUUUGCUAAUCGAAGUGCGUGUCAGUUUUAAAUGUAUAGACACAGGAGUGAUGUUUGAAAAUGAUUUUGUAUUCAGUAGUAUUGCGACCUGGAACCAAAAAAUCUGCAGAUGACCACAGGAGAAGAAAGCUAUGGAUCAGAAGCCAUGGGCAGCAUCAACCACAAUCACCGCAUUCGAAAGAGCGCGCUGGAGACCCAGAAUUGUCCAAGUGCCUUCGGACCCGGACCCGACCCCGGAACAGACAUGGAAAUAGCUCCAGUUAAGCCCAACCAGGAAAUUUCGAACAGCGACAAUGACAAUGGACGGCUUCCGGACGUCGUAGUCGAAACAAGGAUCUACGAUGAGGAACAAUGCAACGAAACGUACCUCUCCAUUGCCAUACAGGUCUUCAUCCCUUUCCUGAUCGCUGGUUUCGGUAUGGUUUUCGCUGGUUUGGUUUUAGACAAAAUACAGCACUGGCCUGUAUUUGAAGAGAUAACAGAACUAGUUAUACUAAUUCCGGCCCUUUUGGGUCUCAAAGGAAAUUUAGAGAUGACUCUGGCAUCAAGAUUAUCAACCCAAGCAAAUUUGGGACACAUGGAUACGACCAAACAAAAAUUGAAUAUUAUCGUGGGGAAUUUAACUUUGAUUCAGUGCCAAGCAAUAGUUGUUGGUUUCUUGGGAGCCUUAGUUGCAGUUGUGAUGGGUGGAAUAAAGAGUAAUGACGUUGAACUAGACCACGCUUACCUUCUAUGCGCAAGCAGCUUAGUGACCGUUUCCAUAGCCAGUUUCGUUCUAGGAUUAAUAACAGCUGGAGUCAUUGUCUUAUCCAGAUAUUGCCAUAUAAACCCAGACAAUGUAGCCACCCCAAUCGCAGCUAGCUUAGGAGACAUCACAUCACUCACCCUACUCUCGUGGGUUUCAACAGUGCUCUAUGAUUCCAUUGGAACCCAAGAUUGGUUAGCUCCGCUCAUAAUAGCAGCUUAUAUCCUCGCAAUACCUCUUUGGGUCUGGAUAGCUAAAAGGAACCUGCAAACUCGUGAUGUUUUGUACCAUGGCUGGACCCCAGUCAUGGGGGCGAUGCUCAUAAGUUCCAUGGGCGGUCUCAUUUUGGACUUCAUGGUCUCCCGAUUCGAAGGAAUAGCAGUCUACCAACCCGUGAUCAACGGAGUCGGAGGAAAUUUAGUCGCAGUACAAGCUAGCCGGAUAUCAACAGCGUUGCACAAACAAGCAGAGCUAGGCAUUUUGACUCCGGAGGACGACUCUGACGAAGAGAAGGUUAUAUUCAUCUCACCAGUGACUGGGUUUUGUGGGAAAGGCACGCACGCUAGAACCACGAGAGUCCUGAUGUCCAUGGUCAUCCCUGGUCACAUCAUCUUCAUCUAUACUAUUGAUUACAUGAAAGACUCUGGUUCGCUCAGUUCGUGGUUCGUGGUGGUUUAUCUGUUUGCAGCUGUCAUACAAGUUGCUACCCUUUUGUAUGUAGCAUACAUUAUGAUCCAUUGGAUGUGGUUGAGAAAAAUCGAUCCGGACAACUCAGCUAUUCCUUAUUUGACAUCUAUUGGAGAUCUGCUAGGAAUAUCACUGCUAGCUAUUGCAUUCCAGUUUUUGUAUCUGAUCAGUGACCAUGAUCCUGAUGCAGAAGGCAACUGAGAACACCCUCAUCAGGAACGAGCCAAUUUCAGAUUGAGUACCUUCGAUUCUUUAUUCAGGUUUCAAAACGCUUAUUCCUUGUUUCAAAAUAUCCACUCAUGAUUCAAAAUAUCCAUUCAUAAUUCAAAAUAUCAUGCUUGAUAUGGUUCUAGCAUAAAUUCAACAUAAUUCAAUCCAAUCGUUUUGGUCAAGUUUUGGAACUUGUUUGAAUCCGUAUUGUGAUAAUAGUAAGCGACAAUAGUUGAUAGAUAUGGGAUAUUGAGAUAAUGCCAAGCAAAAACCAAUUAUUUUUUGAGAAAAAAACGGAUAUUAGUUCAAAUUCCAUGGGUGUAUUUUUGUUAAUAUAUAUUUUAUUUUUA
This is a messenger RNA of Phaedon cochleariae (mustard beetle), 2104 nucleotides long. The record is from the annotation of a GenBank genome assembly. Lineage: Eukaryota; Metazoa; Arthropoda; Insecta; Coleoptera; Chrysomelidae.